AGCUCCUGAAAGGGAGACAAGCACGAUGGGAAAAAUAGCAGGAAAAAAGGCUUUUUUUUAAAUAACAUGCCACCAGAACUUCUGCAUGGUAACAAAGAUCAUCUAAAGCAGCUGGGUAUUUGCAAAAGAAGACUUUGACAGCACGCAGAUACUUAAUCUCUAAAUCAAGUUCAACGAUGCGUUAGAGGAAGCUGGAUUGGCCGUGCAGAGAUUUCACACUGAAGGAUGAAUAGUGAAGAAGAGUUUUAUGAUGCCGUUACGGGCUUUGAUUCCGACAAUUCUUCAGGAGACUUUUCAGAAGCAAAUCACAAAGUUGCAGAAAUGCUGGAUCUAGAUCCACGCCAAAGCAAUAGGACUGGGGAGCAGAACGGAGAGACAGAGAUCCAGGAAAAUGGACUUAAGAGGCACAGGACAUCAUUACCCGCCCCGAUGUUUUCUAGAAGUGAUUUUAGUGUGUGGAGCAUAUUAAAAAAAUGCAUUGGACUGGAGCUGUCUAAGAUUACGAUGCCCAUUGUUUUCAACGAGCCAUUGAGUUUCCUUCAGCGAAUAACAGAAUACAUGGAACACAUAUACCUCAUCAACAAGGCUUGUAGCCAGGCAGACCCCCUGGAGAGAAUGCAGGCUGUAGCUGCUUUUGCAGUUUCUGCUGUAGCUUCUCAGUGGGAGAGAACUGGCAAACCAUUUAACCCACUGUUAGGAGAAACCUAUGAAUUAACCAGGGAGGAUUUAGGAUUUAGGUUUAUAUCUGAGCAAGUCAGCCACCACCCACCUAUUAGUGCAUUUUAUUCUGAAGGCCUCAAUAAGGACUUUAUUUUUCAUGGAUCAAUUUAUCCCAAACUAAAAUUUUGGGGGAAGAGCAUAGAAGCGGAGCCUCGGGGAACAAUUACUUUGGAGCUUCUGAAACAUAAUGAAGCUUACACAUGGACAAAUCCAACCUGUUGUGUACAUAAUGUAAUUAUUGGAAAACUGUGGUUAGAACAAUACGGAACGGUAGAAAUUGUAAAUCACAGUACUGGAGAUAAAUGUGUCCUUAACUUUAAACCGUGUGGACUGUUUGGGAAGGAGCUUCACAGAGUAGAGGGAUACAUUCAGGACAAAAACAGAAAGAAGCUGUGUGUGAUCUAUGGCAAGUGGACAGAAUGUUUAUGGUGCACUGACCCCACUACGUAUGAGACCUACAAAAAGAAUGAGAAGAGAGGUGGGGAGCAGAAGAAAUUGAAGCCGAGUGAAGAUGUUAUUAAAUCUGAAAAUGAUGAGGCUGACGAUAUGCCAGAGGUUCAAGACACGGUGCAGUUCAUACCAGGCAGUAAAUUGCUUUGGAGAAUAAAUUGUAGGCCACCAAACUCAUCGCAGAUGUACAAUUUUACCAGUUUUGCUGUGAGUCUCAAUGAGCUGGAAAAAGGCAUGGAAGCAAUAUUAGCUCCCACCGACUGCCGGCUACGUCCGGAUAUCAGGAACAUGGAGAACGGAAACAUGGAUGUGGCUAGCAAAGAAAAAGAGAGGCUAGAAGAGAAACAAAGAGCUGCUCGCAAGGAGCGUGCGAAGGACGAAGUGGAGUGGCAGACACGAUGGUUUCAUCAAGGCACUAACCCCUACACCGGGACUGCAGACUGGCUGUACUCAGGUGGCUAUUUUGAUAGAAAUUUCUCAGACUGUCCAGACAUAUACUGAAAUUACGGAACCAAUUGCUCAUCUCACCUGGACAUCUAGUUACUAGAUUUCAUUCCAAGCCAGUUCCUCUGGUUUUGUCGAUAGCAAAAACCAGCUUUUCUAAGUAAAUUUUAACAAAAAUUCUAUCCGGCAACAAUCAAGAAUUUAAUUAUCACUAACGUUGGAUUGCCAAAUAUUUAAAUACUGUUGUGUUCUUUCCAUAAAGCUGCACCUGAAAUCAUUAUUUCAAUCACUUUUUCACUAAUUUUCAAAGGGACCCUUGGUUCUUCAUUUUUCUCCCUAGUUUCUUUGUCAGGAAGAUACGCUAUAUCCGAUAGAGCACAUAACAUCCUUGAAAACUACGUAACUUAAAUAAAAUAGAGAUAAUAUCCUUGUAACUUAGUACAAUAGCGAAGAAGCUGAAGUUUUUGGAACUGGGAGCAGGGAUGAAAAGCUAAUGUGGUACCAACAGGAUGAAAUCCAGUGCUGUGGAUAACUCCCCGUGGAGAGAUGCAUGUGAAUACCCUACGGUAUGUAGCACUACGGGGGGGCUGGAGCUCCUGCCCCCCUCUCAAUACCAGUCAAUAAUUCAGAGACUCGGGGAAACAAACACCCAACCUGAGCUGCUGGAGCUGUAGUUGUUUGUUACAGAGUCUUCACAACUUUGGGACACUGUGAGCGUUAAACUGUGUACCUGUGAUAACAUCACCUCAGGCGUACGGCAGGAGAAGGGCGCCAGAAAAAGGGCGCUUUUUCUGAAGUCAAAUGCUGUUCUUAAAACCCCAGGAGCUUGGGAAGCCAUGGCAGGAGCGUCGAGGCGGUUAAAAUGUAAAAAUAUAUUGCUUGCUACCACUGGGAGGCUUAGCAAUUCCGCACUACCUUUGGCAGCUUUGGCACUGUGUAAGCUUCUAGGCUAAACUUUCCUUUGAAGCACUUUGGUGUGUAUAAUCCCACAGGUUCAGGUUUUGGGGAAGUUUUUUGUUUGCAUGUUUUUCAUUAUUAGGUCAUGUCCGUUUUGUAUCUUGUGAAAAAGCAGAAUCCAAUUUAAAGCUUUGGCAGAAUUAUACCUGUUACAAGUUUUCUGUGAGCACGUGAUGUCAAAAAGUGGGAUUUUAUUUUUUUUUUGUUGUUCCAUAUCAAGCCAUGGAAGCCAUAUAAUACUGGAAAUAAUCAAUUACUGAAUUGACGCAUUCAUUUUCUUCCAAGCGGUACACUUCGGGGAGGGGGGGUAAAGGGGGAGAGAGGCCUGAAAAAUUCUGUCCAGUAAUUAAAACUAAUCCUACUGUUGCAUCCUCUUUUAUGGAAGUUUUUACUUGAGUAACCAGGCAAAAGCGGAGAGCGGCUGCGCUGCUGUUCAGUUUACAGUAAUUUGGAAAUUGCUGGUGUUGAGCUGGUUGUGGAAGAACGUGUCUGAUUGAUGUUUGGACUCAUUUGUGGUUUCAGCCAAAGAGUAGAUUUUUGAAGUGCUUCUCUCCCAGCCACAGGAUUAAAAAGCAGAACAAAAAUGAACAUACUGAUGGAGAAAAUCUUUUUGUAUCAGAUCAUGCAUCUAAUGAUUGGAUUAACUUUAAAUUCAGGAGAAACUUUGUUGUUGUCUUCACUGGAAACAUAAGAGAAACUGUAAAACUCCAGGGCAGUCGGUGAGGGUCUCAUCUGAAACGUGCUUGUGGCAACUUCAUUCAGUGGCCAGAAGCUGUACUUUGUGCUGGUUGCCCAUCUCUGGGACUCCCAAGCCACACUCGGUGACACGGCGGGGACAAAAGGGCUGUGUUUAUUCCCAGUGAGCGCACAGACCCUUUGCUUUUUAAAAAGGACAUUGCUGAUCCAUGUGGGACAGCGUAAAAAAUAUAUUUUAUUUAAAAAAAUGAACUUUAAUGACCAGGCCAGGCCCUGUAACCCCCUUUCCAAACUCGCUGGAGGCUGCGUAGGGAAGCCUUUGCUUGGUGAGGAUUGAAAGGAUUCACCUAUUAAGCCAGUUGAACAUCUCAUAGGAGUCUAAAACUUGCUUAAACUAAAUAGUAUGUUUAAUGCUGGAGUAGUGUUUUUAAAACAAUACAUAUAAAUAGAAUUUGCCUUAAUGGAAAAACUGUAGAAUAAUUGCUAAAGAAAUACUAUGUUUAUAAGAAGAAGUGUACAGGUUAGCGUCCCUCUCGUCUCAGUUAUGAUUUAAAUUCAAAGACCUACAGCCUUGUGAUUAUGUGAAUGCAUGAAAAAAUUCUAACAACGCGUUUAAUCCAAACUUCAGUAUAGAAUCUUCAUGGGAUUUAAGGAGAAACUGGGAAGAUUUCUAAAGUAAGAACACGUCAUUGGUUUUGUCUUUACCCCCUUCUCCCCUUCCUUUAGUGUAAAGUUUUGAGUAAAAUUUCAGUUUGGUUCCAAAACCAUUUUUUUUUAAUUUAUUGUUCUUCAUUGACAACACUUAUUAACAACUCUCCCCUCACUGUCGACUGUGCUUGGCCGGAGCCGCGGGACUCCUAGAGCUCGGAAAGUGAAAAGGUUUUAUUUUCAAUGCAGAUCUCGCCUCAGUAGUUUACGUGUCAAAACGUUAAUAACUUUGCACCUUUUGAAAGAAUGUCACUUUUAUAACUUGAUUAAACACUGUAUAUAAGAUAA
Molecule: messenger RNA, 4263 nt
Organism: Calidris pugnax (ruff)
Lineage: Eukaryota; Metazoa; Chordata; Aves; Charadriiformes; Scolopacidae
Gene: OSBPL2
Product: oxysterol binding protein like 2
Exons: 14
Coding region: 226-1671 (481 amino acids)
Cellular component (GO): cytosol; membrane; intracellular membrane-bounded organelle
Molecular function (GO): cholesterol binding
Source: RefSeq, a predicted model, not a curated record